Messenger RNA from Ochotona curzoniae (black-lipped pika), 2243 nucleotides. RefSeq names its product solute carrier family 29 member 3 (gene SLC29A3). NCBI's taxonomy places the organism in Eukaryota, Metazoa, Chordata, Mammalia, Lagomorpha, Ochotonidae. The annotation marks the transcript as partial. Gene Ontology annotation, biological process: nucleoside transmembrane transport. The record is from RefSeq and is a predicted model, not a curated record. The transcript is spliced from 6 exons. Gene Ontology annotation, cellular component: plasma membrane; Golgi apparatus. Gene Ontology annotation, molecular function: nucleoside transmembrane transporter activity.
UUGAUUGUGCUGCUGUCCCCAUUGCAGAACAGGCUCUGCUUGGUUUGCAGCUGGGGAGGUUUGAGGCUUGGAGUGGCUGUCGUCCCCAAAGAUGACAUUCGUCACAGCUCCAACUCCACCUACACCGCCAGAAGCAGCUCUCUCCAAGCCGACCAGGAGGCCCUGCUGGACAAGCUGCUGGACCCCCCGACCCCCAGCCUGCAGAGGCCCGAGGACCGUUUCCAUGGCACCUAUAUAAUCUUCUUCAGCCUGGGCAUGGGAAGUCUGCUGCCGUGGAACUUCUUUGUUACCGCCAAGGAAUACUGGAUGUUCAAACUGCGCAACUGCUCCAGCGCGGCCACCAGGCCCGACCCUGAGGACUCAGACAUCCUGAACUAUUUUGAGAGCUACCUGGCCAUCGCCUCCACCGUACCCUCCCUCCUGUGCCUCGUGGCCAACUUCCUGCUUGUCAACAGGAUUCCAGUGCGCAUCCGUGUCCUGGCCUCGCUGACGGUCUCACUGACUGUCUUUGUGGUGAUGACGGUGCUGGUAAAAGUGGACACCUCCUCCUGGACCCGUGGCUUCUUCACUGUCACCAUUGUCUGCAUGGCCAUCGUCAGUGGUGCCUCUGUGGUCUUCAACAGCAGUGUCUACGGCAUGACUGGCUCCUUCCCCAUGAGAAAUUCCCAAGCGCUGAUCUCAGGAGGAGCCAUGGGAGGGACCGUGAGCGCCGUGGCCGCACUGGUGGACCUGGCGGCAUCCAGCGACGUGACGGACAGUGCCCUGGCCUUCUUCCUGACCGCAGCUUUCUUCCUGGGGCUCUGCAUUGGGCUCUACCUGCUGCUGCCCAGACUGGAAUAUGCCAGGUACUACCUGAGGCCUGUGUCCCCAGCCCAUGUGUUUUCGGGUGAAGAGGAGCUGCCCCCAGACCCCACAAGCAGCCCUUUGGUGGCACCUGUGUCCAGAGUCCUCCCAACCCCACCCCUGCGCCCCAUCCUGCGCAAGACUGCGGGCCUGGGCUUCUGCACCAUCUACCUUUUCUUCAUCACCAGCCUCAUCUUUCCUGCCAUCUCCACCAACAUCCAGUCCGUUCACCAGGGCUCCGGCUCGCCCUGGACCACCAAGUUCUUCGUGCCCCUUACCACCUUCCUCCUGUACAACUUUGCAGACCUGUGCGGCCGGCAGAUCACGGCCUGGAUCCAGAUGCCGGGGCCCAGAAGUAAGGCGCUGCUUGGACUGGUACUCCUGCGGACCGGCCUUGUGCCCCUGUUUGUGUUCUGUAACUACCAGCCACGCAGGCAUUUGAGCACUGUGCUUUUCAUGUCGGACAUCUACCCCGUGUUCUUCACCUGCCUGUUGGGGCUCAGCAACGGCUACCUCAGCACCCUGGUUCUCAUGUACGGGCCCAAAAUUGUGGCCAGGGAGCUGGCUGAGGCCACGGGCGUGGUCAUGUCCUUGUACCUGAUUCUGGGCUUGAUGCUGGGCUCAGCAGGCUCAGCCCUGCUGGAACACCUCAUCUAGGGGCAGGACACUUCACAUACCAAUGCUGCUCUGUGUCCUGCAGCCCCCAGAAGUGGCCAGCAGGGAGGGCUGUGGGCUCAGGUGAUGUGGAGGCAGGGACUGGAAUCUCACUGUGCACAAAGCAGGGCACACUCUAACCUCAUCUCUCCAAGAUGCACAUCCAAGCCUGGAAGUGCAAGGCACAGACAUUUUCAACCCCCUCACAGAACAUUCCAGAGACAACUGAAGAAGACACAGUUCAAAGUGGAAGUGGUCACCCUCCCAGUUGCUGGUGAGCAUCUCUCCCUGCCUCCUCAUCCUCAGUGGCGCUUGACCUUGGCUUGCUGGAAGGCUGGCACCAGAAGCCAGUUGCAGCCUCUUUCUGGUCUUCCAGCCUCGCUCCAUCCAGCUAACAGCAAGAAGGGAGAGAUUGCCCAGCCUUCCCCACCCUGGCAGCCAUGAAGGUUCCAUGGGAUGGCCUGUCCUUGGACACCAAGCCCACACAGACCCCUAAUUCUCCAGGUGAGAUGGCACCCACCAGCUGGACUGGAAAACCCAUGAAGGCAGGCCUGUCCCAAGUCUUCCACAGCCUUGCUGGGCUCCCCGAGGGCCGCUCUAUGCUAGGACUAAACCACAAACUUGGGUAUCAAAAGGGAAAAUCAUGAUUGGCCUAUAGUAUGAGGCUUGGGUCAGGGCAAGAUCCUUUAAUGCUCAUACUUAUGACAGAAAAGGAUAUUGGCCUAAGGGCAUAAUAAAUACUAGGG